Fusarium oxysporum Fo47 is the source of this 1075-nucleotide messenger RNA. RefSeq lists its product as uncharacterized. The record is from RefSeq and is a predicted model, not a curated record. Lineage: Eukaryota; Fungi; Ascomycota; Sordariomycetes; Hypocreales; Nectriaceae. The coding region runs from base 30 to 1001 and encodes 323 amino acids. The transcript has a single exon.
ACAAACAAGUUGAGGUCAUCAUCAUCGCCAUGUCUGGGCAUCAGAAGUACACGGGCGGAGGCUCAUCUCCAGUUGAAGUAACCUCGGCGUCGGAUAAUAAUCCCGUUCAGAUUAUCUUGACACCGCCUACGCCAAUCGUCUCCACCGGAAAUUUUGACCGACGAGGGGAAGACACGUUCAAGGAGGUCCUUCCUGCGGUGUCUGAGGAGAAAGAAGUUGUUCAAAAGACAGAUGGAUCUGACGGGAAGGAAGUUUAUGUUGUAAAUGAGGGACAUGAUGAGAAGGAAGUCUAUAUACCCGCCGCGGAGAAAGAGGUUUAUGACUAUGGGCUCGAAAAGGAAGUCCACGACUUGAGGCUUCAUGACGGACAUGAUGAGAAGCAAAUCUACGACCCAAACGAACACAUUGCUCAGGCGCAGCGCAUCGACUCAUUAGAGAAAGAAGUUCUCCCUCAAACAAACCACGAGGAUCACAAAGGGUUCUACCAUCCAAACUACUCAGCCCAGUCUCUACCAACCCAAGACAAAGAGAAGGAAGCGUCUAUGGAGGUUCAGAAAUACAACAGCAACACGAAUGAGCGUAGAGAGAGUAUCUCAACCGCAUCCACCGAAACAUCAGAGAAGAAAGAUAGCGCUGCUCGGGGUUACUACCAACGCCAUGUCAACAAAUGGAACCAAGCAGUCGACAAGAAGAAGAAGGCCUGGACGACAUUCACCAACAAUUCAAGUACAGCUAUGACAGAGAAAGCCAAUCAAAUCGAUAAGGGAUUCAAGGAUCGUUGUACGGCAUUCGAGAAUGGCACUACAGCCAAGUUGAACCAGCUUGAUAGAAGUAUCAGCGAUAGUGUUGAUCGAGCCGGAAAGAAUGUCAACACCAAGGUCGCGAAUUGGAAGACGGGUAUGGGAAAUAUGAAGAGUCAGAGUAUGAAUAGUGUAAAGACCUUAGGAUCUCGAUGUCAGAUUGGUACGACGGAGGGGAAGAAAGAGAAGGAGGCACAGUGAUAAAGGUGUUUUGAAUCGCUUAGGAGUUCAGUGUCAAUUUCAGUUCAGUUCCAGUCUUUGUUUCUCGUUCAGUC